CAUGCCAGGUGCGAUCUUGGCGGCCUAACGAACACUCGAAAUUGAAAAAAAAUGCCAUUUUCAAUUUCGCGCUCUCGCAUUUUUUACUUUUCAGUUCGCGCUAGUUUUUUGACCGUAAAAAAGUGCGUGUUUCGUUGUCAUGUGAAUUGUGUAUACUAACGAGUCUGUAAUUUCGAAUGGAUAUUGUCUCUAACUUUGCUAAUUGUGGUAUAUAUGGCAGUCGCCAAAGGUAAAGUACGUGAAUAUUCGGUUAAGAUGUCCGAUUUAGAUCAAGAAAAUCCAGACGGUUCUCCAAGACCAAAGAGGUCCAGAUUAACUAGAUCACAACCAUUUCAAGUAUUGUCUCUUCCUACGGUCUCAAACAGACAAAGAAACUCCAGAGUAGCUGUUUCCCAAUCGCCGAACGUAAUCGUAGAGCUUGAGCCAUUGCAUUAUGAAUCUGAAAACAGCAUCGCUGGUGUUAUUAAGAAAUUGGAACUUACCAACUUCAUGUGCCAUGGAAAUUUCGAUAUCGAAUUCAAUCCUAGGAUUAACUUUAUAUCGGGAGCUAAUGGCAGCGGUAAAAGCGCUAUACAGACUGCUAUAGCUAUAGGACUCGGCGGAACCGCUUCAAAGACUAAUCGCAGUUCUAAAAUCGAAGGACUGAUCAAACACGGUUGUCACGCUGGUAGCAUAGCGAUCACGUUGAGCAAUACGGGAUCAAACGCUUUUAGACAGGAUAUUUAUGGAAAUCAGAUUAAAAUUGUUCGUCGUAUCACUCCUUCAUCAUCCACUUAUCAUAUAUACAAUCAAUGGGGCAAAUCAAUAAGCAGUAAAAAAGCUGAUUUGGAUGCGAUAACAACGAAAUUCAAAAUACAACCUAAUAACCCUAUCAGUAUUUUGAACCAAGAUAUGGCCAGAAAUUUCCUCAGCUCAAACAAAGCGGAAAACAAAUACUUGAUGUUCAAAAAGGCGACGUGUUUGGAUGAAGCCGAAGCUAUGCUGGCUAAUAUCCUCGCUAAAGUAGCCGACCAUAGAAUGCUCAUCUUGGAGAAAGAGAAGACGGAAGAGAUCGUUGAUAAAGAGAUCGACGGAAUGAAUGAAAAAAUGAAAUUAGUCGACGAACUCAAAGAAAAGAAAAAACGAAAAUUUCAACUGGAAAACGAAUAUAUGUGGUGUGAGGUGCACAAACAUCGUGAAGAACUGAUCCGAUUGGAAGACAUUUGCGAAGAGCAAGAAAAUGCUAAAAAAGAAUUACUGGAGCAAGUCGAAGAAAUCAAGAGCGGAAUAACUGAGAGAGAGAAUAAAAUAGAGGAAUUACAGCAGAAUCUCGCUACUUUAGAGAACGAAACUCGUAGCAAGGAGGAAACCGUGCAGAAGUAUCGAAAGGAGUUCAGAGAUAAAAGGAACAAGUGUCUUGAAAAAGCCGAAGAAUGUAAAAGGAUUGCGGAGACGAUCAAAAAUAAACAUAGCGAUAAGGAGCAGCUUCAGGCAUCUCUGGAUGAUGUGGAAAGGGAGGAAAACGAGAACAAGGCUAGAAAAGAGGAAGCGCAAGAAAAAAUAGCGCGCUUUCAAAACAGCCUGAAAGAAAACGAAAGUAAAGUGCGAGUUUUGCAGCAAGAAAUUGACAGGUUGAACCAAACUAAGGACGAACUGAAGCAAAUGAAAGAUAACAAAGAACGCCAGCUUGAGGAAUUAAAUCAAGAAAUAAGAGCCAACGAAAGACAGAUGGGCUCGUUGAAAAAUGCUGAUAAUUUAUCCGUCUAUGAUACGUGGAUGCCUACUCUCGUUCAACGAAUCGAAGAAGCUGUUCAAAGAGGAAAAUUUUCAAAGCCUCCGAAAGGCCCUCUGGGUCGUUACAUUCAAGUGAGACAUGAUCAAUGGACGAACGCGAUCGAAAGUCAUUUAAGUACCGGUUGGCUCACUUCAUUCUUCGUUAACAACAAAGAUGAUAGAAUUGAAUUAUACAAGAUAAUGGACCAGGUUGUCAAAGGAAGAAAACCGACGGUUCAUUGCAGUCAGUUUCAAGAAAGGGAUCGUAAUAAUAUGUUGCCUCAAAUAGAGGUCAGGUACGGCUCGUACCUCAAUAUGUACAGAGCAUUAAAAAUAAGCGACCCGGUAGUUGCCAAUUUCCUGAUGGAUAGCAAGAAUAUCCAUCAAGUAUUGCUCAUCGAAGAUACCAAAAUAUGUCGUCAACUUAUGUCGGACCCAAAAUGGGUAAAGAAUUGCUCAACAAUUAUUAAUCAGAACGCAGACUCGUACAAUCAAGGAUGCAGAUACUACGCUAAUAUGCGUCCAACACGAGCACGUCUGCUGCAGAAAAGCGUCGCACAUCACUUACAAUCUCUGAAAGAAGAAAUCGAAGAGAAGAAACACGCUAUGGUCACAGCGCGGAAAGAUUUCACUUCGCUUAACGAAAAGUUCACCAACGCUACUCGUAAAAUAGAGCAUCUUCAUUCUGAAAGUGAAAAAUGUCGAAACAAAAAUUUGAUGGCAGCCAGAGCUGUUUCCGAAUUGAAACGUGUGAUCAACGCCGAAAUGCCUUCACUUCAAACGCGAGUCGAAGAAUUCACUAGUUUGGAAAAAGAAAUCGCUGAAUUGGAAGAGAAAAAAGAGAGAGCGACGGAAGAACAUAAAGAACUUCAUGAAGCCAUGACUCAGGCUAAAAAAUACUUAGAUAAGUGUGGCAUUGGAGAUACCGGUUUACAGCAGGGUCAACUCAAAGAAGAAAUAGGAAAACUGCAGAAAGAAAUCGACGCGCAGACGAGACGUAUACAAAAUUACGAGAAAAAAAUCGAAGAAUUGAAUACAAAGAUGGCUGUCGUGCAGAAGAAAACCGAAGAUUGUCGAAAAAGAACCGAAGAGAAAUGCAGUCAAGUUAGCACGUACUCGCAGUCUCAAGAACCAGCCGAAAACGAAAGAAGGACUAUGGCAGAAGUGAAGCACGAGAUUGAUCAAAUCGACUAUUUCAUUGAAGAAGUCGAAAAGAAAGUGGGAAAUGAAGUUAUAAGUUUCGAGAAAGAAUUAUUGCAGAAAAGUGCGAAUCAAAAAAAAUUCAAGAAAAUGUUCCGAGAGUUGAAAAGAAUGCACGAAAAAUAUAGAGAGAUGAGCAAGGACCGCAAAGGUACGAUCGAAGGUGUACGUCAUAUAAGCGCCACAGUAGUAAUGACCCAAUUCGAAAAUGUCAUCCAAAGCAGACACUAUAGGGGGUACUUGGAUUUUGAUCAUCCUAGAGGUCGACUCGAAAUCCAACUCGCUCCGCCCGACUCGGGUUCUUCGUUUAUGAACAGCGAGUCUCUUUCCGGUGGUGAAAAGUCAGUCUCAACUGUCGCAUUCUUGAUGGCAUUGUGGUCCAAUAUGGAUCUUCCUUUCUACUCUAUGGACGAAUACGACGUCUUUAUGGAUGCCAUCAAUAGAAGAACGAUUACUAAAUUAUUGACUGAUUUUGCCCAAGACAAGAGUUCUCGUCAGUUCAUUUUCCUAACCCCGUUAGAUGUAUCGUUGAUUCAAACAGGCCCUAAUGUCACUGUCCACAGGGUGAAUAAAGUCGUGUAACCGAAUUCUUUCGUUAAGUUCCACUAUAUGAUUACCAUUAAACUUACUGAUUUUUUUCUGUUUAUGGUAUGGAUUUUUUUAUUUUUUUAUGCAUUAAGAAUGAAUUUCGUGUGUUUUCUUGUUACGUAUGUAAGAAUAUAUCGUUUCUUUUUA
This is a messenger RNA of Planococcus citri (citrus mealybug), 3687 nucleotides long. Its product is annotated as structural maintenance of chromosomes protein 6-like. Lineage: Eukaryota; Metazoa; Arthropoda; Insecta; Hemiptera; Pseudococcidae. Gene Ontology annotation, molecular function: single-stranded DNA binding; damaged DNA binding. Bases 214 to 3534 code for a protein of 1106 amino acids. The record is from RefSeq and is a predicted model, not a curated record. The transcript is spliced from 19 exons. Gene Ontology annotation, biological process: double-strand break repair via homologous recombination. Gene Ontology annotation, cellular component: Smc5-Smc6 complex; site of double-strand break; nucleus.